Xenopus laevis (African clawed frog) is the source of this 2481-nucleotide messenger RNA. It is a transcript of the gene sccpdh.L, whose product is annotated as saccharopine dehydrogenase (putative) L homeolog. NCBI's taxonomy places the organism in Eukaryota, Metazoa, Chordata, Amphibia, Anura, Pipidae. The record is from RefSeq and is marked provisional.
CGUGUAGCCUGUAGCAUCGCUGAUCACGUGCUCUCUCUCAGUCCGGCUGAGCCAGUGCAGCGCCUACUGUCAGUCUGUGCAGAUUCACCUGCCGUCUUCCUUUCUACAGCCCCGCGUAGUUACCAUGGCGACAGAGCGCCAGUACCAGCUGGUGAUACUUGGGGCUUCUGGCUUCACUGGGCAGUUUGUGGUUGAAGAAGUGGCCCGGUCUGCCGAUAGUGAAGAUUUCAGGGGCCCCGGGCUCCGUUGGGCAGUUGCGGGUCGGAACAAGAAGAAGCUGGAGGAAGUUUUGCAGAAUGCGGCACAGAGACUGUCUAAGCCACAACUGAAGACUGAUGUUGGCAUAAUCAUCUGUGAUGUCAGUGACCCUCCCUCCCUCGCUGAAAUGUGCAAGAAGGCCUCUGUUGUUCUGGACUGCGUGGGACCAUACAGAUUUUAUGGUGAGCCAGUGGUAAAAGCCUGUGUUGAGAAUGGAGCACACUUUGUCGAUAUAAGCGGAGAGCCCCAAUAUCUUGAGGGAAUGCAGCUGAAGUAUAACAGCCAAGCAGCAGAGAAAGGUGUAUAUAUUGUUGGCAGCAGUGGUUUUGACUCCAUUCCAGCAGAUCUAGGUGUUUUAUUCACCAGAAACAGCUUAAAAGGGACUUUGACUGCAGUUGAAAGUAUUUUGUCUUUGCAAUCAGGACCAAAGGGCACCUGCAUUCAUGAUGGAACAUGGCAAUCGGCCAUUCAUGGAAUUGCAGAUCAGGGAAAUCUUAGGAAAUUAAGAAAGCAGUUUGCAUAUAAGCCCCUUCCAGUAGUUGGGAGAAAAAUAAAGAGGAGAGGGGCAGUGUUUUAUAGUAAUGAACUGAAGGAAUAUGCCAUUCCGUUUUUGGGAGCAGAUUCUGCUGUUGUCAGACGGACGCAGCGUUAUCUGCAUGAGACUCUGCAGGAAUCUCCUGUGCAGUAUGCUGCAUAUGUAGCCGUUGGUGGUAUUACAUCUGUGAUUAAACUGAUGUUUGCUGGAAUCCUGUUUUUACUUUUCACAAAGUUCAGCUGUGGACGAAAUCUUCUGAUCAAAUUCCCCAAAUUGUUUUCCUUUGGCUAUUUCUCAAAGGAAGGACCAACACAAGAACAGAUGGAUGGAGCAUCUUUCACGAUGACAUUUUUUGGUGAAGGUUAUAGCCAAGGGCACAAUCCACAAGAUGGGAACCCAAAUGUAAAGAUCUGUACUCAAGUGUCGGGUCCAGAAGUUGCGUAUGUUGCUACUCCUAUAGCAAUGGUACAGGCCGGAGUGACCAUUUUAAAGGAACCAGGCUUGCUUCCAAAAAGCGGAGGGGUGUACACACCAGGGGCUGCUUUCUCUAAGACUAAUUUGAUUGAACGCCUGAACAAAGCUGGUCUCCACUUCUCUGUCAUCAGCAAACCAGAAGUCUGAGAAGCAUUAGAAGCAGGGCAUGUACAAGCAUGGCUAACUGGGAAACCGUCCACUCGCACGCAAAUACACGCUUAACUUUAUUGAUGAUUUCUAACGGCUCAUAAAUGGCCUAUUGAAUUACUACAUUAAAAUCUGUGUUCUAACAACAUUUUCUGUGUUCACGUUAUAUUUUCUUAAAGUGCAUAAAUAAUUUGAUUCUAGUAGAAAACUUUGUUCUUUUACUGAUGAACUUAGCACCUUCCAUUUUUAGUCCUACCAGAUACCAUAAAAUCACAGUAUCUGUAUUGUUCUCAAGACAUAAAAUCCGUUCACUAUGCAAUGCAUUUAAAAACAAAAAUAUGAUGCUUUGUUUUUAUUUAGUGACUUUCCCUAGAUAUAGAGUGCUACAGGCAGCACAGAAAGUUAAUUUGAAAAGUAGAAACGUAAGCAUCUUUCUGGCAUGUCAGAUAAUGAAUAGAGGAUACCUUUAGAUAACUGCCACUUCCAGACAUCUUUUCUAGAGACUUUCUCUCCCUGUCAAAUGUAUAAGUAAGGAAUCUUAAAAUAGAUCAGUGUCACAAGUGAAGCAGCUCUAAGUAUAUAUUCUAGUACCAGAAUCAGGACAACUUUUACAAGAGAAACGUAAAGUUACGUAUCUUUAUGUGAUAUGUAGUUGAUCGGGUAGAGAUUUGCAUUUACUUGGCUAAUGAUUUUAUAGGGCUGCUGUAAACUUAGCUUUACCAGCAAUGCAGUACUUAAUUCGCUAUCUGCAACGUCCUUUCCAGUCAAAAGUAAGCAUACAUACUGUAUCAAGGGGGUACCUUGGCAAAAUUUAAAAAAUAUGGCACUUGUAUAUGGGGAAUCUCCAGUGCGUACUCCCAUCCUCAUCCCACAAGAUCCACUGAACUGUGACUAAAUGGUAUAUAACUGUCAACCAGACACUAAUAAUUUCUUUCUUCUUAUUCCGCUUUUUGUCUCUCUCCCUGUCCUCUUCUAUUGGACCUAUUUGUAGUUUCAACUGCUCUGUUGUCUUUCUAUUUUUAUUACAUAUCUGUUUAAAAAGCAAUAAAGAAAAUCUUACAAAGAAA